UCCAUGGGCUGCUUCUGUGCAAGGGAAGGAGGCUCGCAUACCACGAUAUGCAUCCAGGUUGGGCAAUAACACCGCAAGUCGGGGCAAAUGCUGUGUUUAAGCACAAUGAUCAACCCCUCUAAAAACCUAGAAGGCUCAUUUAAAAACAAAACAUGUUGCGACUCGUUUUACAUGCAUCGGGAAGAAAAGGAAUUGCACAUUUCUAAGGUAUAUUUUGAUGUUUCCUAUUGGGGGAUGCUAUUGAAUCUCUUGAGGUUGCUGAGUUGCGGUCCUUAGUUGUCUUGUGUAGCUCGUAGUCAUGGCCUGACGCCGAGAAACUUCUGAGCAGGGACUUGAGCUCGGACUUGGACGGAGUGAGCGCUUUUGGGAUCCAAGGAAACCAGAGGGGAGUUGCGAGAAAGCUACACGCUUCUCCAUGCACGCAUUUUGUUCACUCUCAGACCAACUAUCGACCGUCCAAGGACUUGAUCACGAGAGUGCUGUAGUCAACGAAGCGAUUGAACUCUUGAAAGAAAAAGAAGUCUGUCAGCCAGAGAGGGCUUAGCAAGCACAUGUGACAUCAGUCAAACUUUGAGACUUCCGUGGAAGCUCGUCUGGAAGCGAGUUGCAUACUAUAUAGUGAAUCCACGAAUUGGUGCCACAGACUUUGUGGUGAAAAAGGCUCAGGCCUUUCUGAAGUUGUUCCACCCGUUGCAUAGCUUCGUGUGCGGGGAAUGUCGUCUGGACAGAGGACAUGACAAUGGCCAACACGGAGAAAGAAAUACAUCCUAUUGCCCAGACGUGUUGCUCUCAAAAGCUCAACCGGAAAGUGUUUUGUAGUGCAACUGUUGCUGCUGCCGUUGCUGUUGCUACUGCUUCAUUUUGGACGAACUAACCUCGAUGUCCAAUGAAUACAUCAUGACACCGGCGGAAAGCAUCCCAUAUGGGCGGACUGCUUCUCCCCAAUGUGGAUCUGUGUUCAAAAAAUCUUCGAUGGGUUCACCUUUUAGAGAAAUCAGGAACGCUUCAGGGGCUUCAAGCACCGCUGAAUUCGAUCUUGAGGAAGAUAUUCUUAUUGGAUCUCCAGGUUUGGCCCAACUCCCCAGUUCGGGCCUCAGUCAGACGUCAGUAGAUUCUCAUUCGGUCAAUUCGCUCGAUAGUAUCAACUCUGUCACGAGUAAUGCGAGUGCUUAUGCCCCUAGCAAAAAAUUCCGACCCAAAACGCUCUCUAUUCCGGGCUUGGGGAAAAUCUCGCUGAGUCCCAGGCACCAAAUUCUGCCGAGUCACGAAUGUAUUCCAAUUAGUGGCAGUCUUCCAACUCGAAAACCCAAGGACAAAACUGCUAGCAGUUGGGUGGGAAACACCCAUGGUAUCUUGAAAGACAUCCGAGGCAACGCACAUUGCGCCCCAUCCAGCCACUACGGUCUCACCAGUUUCCCUGGAAACUUCAAAUCAGCUCCAUCCACUCCAUUGGGCGGAAGUGGGAGGAACUUGAGUGGAACUUCAGCUUGGACCAUCUGCACUGGAGGACAGGAUUUCGAGAACUAUUUCCUGUCCGGGUCCAUUUCCUCCAUUGAUGAGGCUCAAGAGGCGGUCAGUGGGCGACAGUGCGGGAGGAAAGAGAAGAGUGCUAAUGAAGUGAACCCAGGCCAAGGCCAUCUUUCCCCGACAAAGGGCUCGAGAACGCGUUCGAAGAGCAGGCUGAGCUUGAACAUCAAUGAUGCUCAUCAGGGGCGUGACAACCUUACUGUAUCACCAUCACAAGCCAUUGAGGCGUCUGAGUCGAAUCCUACCAAGUCACAAAAUCUCAUCCCCAAGUUCUUGAGAAACUCUUUCAGCAAGCUCAUGAACCGUGACAAGCGGUCAUCGGAGGACGAGGCAGUCAUUAAGCAAUUAAAUAAGCCCAUCUCGCCCUCGCAAGAAGAAUCCAGUUCGCUUUCCCAGAGUAUUCGCAGUUUGUCGUCCGCUAAAGGUCAUCCUCUCCAGAGCAAUAACAAUAACUACAAUUACUACAACAAUCAAAUCUGGGGCGAGAAAGAUGAGAUUGGCGAUGGUGACUUCUCACCGGAAACUUCAGGCCUGAUCGCCGAAAGUCCAACUAUGAGUCAGUUCUACGAAGACGCGAAGGUGAUGGCUCUACCGGUCAUUCCAUUUGCAUUUCCCACCGCAGUUCUAGCGGAACGGAUGAAGACCAAGAAUAGGGAGGCUUUGCUCAAGAAGAAAGGUCAGAUAGUUCGAGAAAAGACUCCGUCUGGGGACUCCAAUAAGACUCUCAAAUCUUCGCCCAAGGAGAUUCGCUCUUCGGCUUCUUCUCGUCGCAGUAACUCCAUCGUCUGUUGUGACGACGACUUUGGUCCCAAGACUCUGGAUAGUCUAGUCUCCAUUGCCAAGAUGGAGUUGUACUCGGAAGCCUUGCAGGGUCACACCAACAUGGAUGAAGUCAUAGCCACCAGUAUGGGAAUCAAAUCCCCGCCCAUGCGACCACGCCUGCCUCGAGCCGACAGUUUGACGGACGAAGAGGACUUCAUGCUUCACAUGCCGCCUACCAAUGUCUCACGGACCUUCGAGGAUGACGGCUACCUCGAAAUGUGUCCAAAGCAACAGCAACAGUAUGAUCGCAUUCUUUACCAAGAGCCCCAUCAGCCAUUCCAAAGCCAAUUCCGUCAGACCCCUCCAUCCGGUUCGAGAGCUUAUCUUCGUCGGGACUCUAUGGAGGAGCACUUUCCCAUGGACAUGUCCCAAUCAUAAGUCAGGACCCACGUGUGAAUACGCUUUUCUCCCCACCAAGUAUUUGCUGCUGCCGCAUCAUCAUGUCUUGACGAGUUUUCUCUCGGCCCAGUCCAACCCUAGCUCCCAUUCCAAAUACGCGUAUACUAGACAUCAAAUUCCACCAAUGACACCCAAAGGGCAAUAAUUGUAUAUGGAUCAGGAAUAAUGUUGGUCAGAUGCAAUUGUAUUCUUGUUGUAGUGCCUCCUCACCAUUGACAUCAAUUGACAAACAUGAAACAUUCAUCCUUCAUUCACUUCACUUCUUUUCUUGCCUUCCUCUCUCCUAUUCCCUUCUCUGGAUUGUGAUAAAGAAAUACUUCAUUCAUGAUUAGUCCUCUUAAUUUCGAUCACCUCACCAACGCCUCGUGUAGAGUGUAAAGACAAAACCGUGCCCUUAUCGGCAGACAAGCCCCUUUCUUAUCGUAAUCAUUUCAAAGCGUUCAAUUCAACAGAAUACUAUUAUAACGAUUGAAAAAAUGAUGAGUGAUUAAGAGAUUGAAGAGUAUCAACGGGAUCGAUUCAACCCAAUUUUCUUCUCUUUACAACAUAACUAUUUUUGAAGUUGUGAUCAAAUCGCAAAUAAAGUUCACUAUUUUGUCCA
Molecule: messenger RNA, 3349 nt
Organism: Tigriopus californicus
Lineage: Eukaryota; Metazoa; Arthropoda; Copepoda; Harpacticoida; Harpacticidae
Exons: 2
Coding region: 880-2727 (615 amino acids)
Source: RefSeq, a predicted model, not a curated record